Messenger RNA from Tetrahymena thermophila SB210, 630 nucleotides. RefSeq lists its product as hypothetical. Lineage: Eukaryota; Ciliophora; Oligohymenophorea; Hymenostomatida; Tetrahymenidae. The transcript is spliced from 2 exons. The record is from RefSeq and is a predicted model, not a curated record.
AUGAGCGAAAAAGUUUUGUAAGAAUUUUCUGCUAAAAUUUUAAAAGCCAAAAAUUUAUAUGAAGCCACUAAAAACUAAUGUGAUGUGCUUAGAAGAGAAAAAGAAAAAUUAGAAAGAGAAUAUAAAUAGAUUUAUGAAGUAAGAAAAGAAGCUGAAUUGCAAGAAGAAAAUCUGAAGUAUUAAUAUGAGAAUUCAAAAAAAUCAAAUAAGGAGGAAAGUGAAAAAUGUGCUCGUGAAGUUGACGAACUAAAUAAUUUGCGUUCUUUAAAAAAGAAGUUAAAAAGAGAAAAAGACAUUUAUGAAAGUGAGAUGAUGAAAAAUUCAUUAGCUUUAGAAGAAUUAGUAAAAUAAAGAGUAUAGUUAUAAUAAACAGCUAAAUAAUAUUCAGAUAAAUUAGAAAAUAUAACUGCUGAAAGGGCAGCUUUGCAAGAUGAAUAUGUCAAAACAAAUAGUGCAAUUGAAGAUUAUACAUUAAAAAUUAAAGAAUUAAAAGAAGAAAUGGAUACUAUGAAAGGUUUAAUUUCAUAAAGUGUAUUAGCUGUAGGCAAUAUACCUACUUCAAAUUAAAAUAUAAGUUAAAAUUUAAACGCAACUAAUUAGCAUAUGAAUAUUAAUGGAGGAAAUAACUGA